AUGGCCAAGAAGACAAUAGUUGUGGCGCUGGCGUUGCUGCUGUUGGCAGCUGUUGCCACUUUUGUGGGCGUUUUCUUUGGUGUGGGGAGAAGGAAGCCCAACAGUGAGGACGUAUACUUGAAGGCAGCAGUGGCAGCAGAUGCUGGGCCCUGCUCAGAGAUCGGCAGAGACAUACUGAUGAAAGGAGGGUCUGCAGUAGAUGCCUCCAUAGCUGCUUUGCUGUGUGUUGGGCUGAUGAAUGCUCACAGUAUGGGCAUUGGAGGCGGGCUUUUCUUCACCAUCUACAACGCAACAACUGGGAAAGUUGAGACCAUUGAUGCCAGGGAGACGGCGCCACGCAAUGCAACAGAGAACAUGUUUGGCAAUAGCACAGAUUUAUCCCAGAAAGGAGGGUUGUCAAUUGCUGUACCAGGGGAGAUUCGAGGUUAUGAAAUGGCACACAGACGACAUGGCAAACUGCCUUGGAAAGACCUGUUCCAGCCAAGCAUUGAUCUUGCAAAAAAAGGUUUCCCUUUGGGCAGGGCACUUGCCUCUGCUGUGUCCAAAAACAAGAAAACCAUCCUCGAGGACACAGCCCUGUGUGAAGUGUUUUGUGGGAAAAAUGGUGAAGUCCUGAAAGAAAAUGAAACCAUUAGAUUUACAAAGCUUGCAGAGACCUAUAGGAAAAUAGCAGAAGAGGGCCCUGAUGCUUUCUACCAAGGACAACUAGCUCAGGACCUUGUGACAGAUAUUCAGGAAGCAGGCGGUAUCAUCACAAUGGAGGAUCUGAAGGAUUAUGUGCCUGUCUUGGAUGAGAACCCUUUAAGGGUGAAUGUGGGGGAGUACACCAUGGCUGUUCCCAGUGCCCCCGCUAGCGGCCCUGUGCUCUCGCUGAUAUUAAACAUCUUGAAUGGGUACAACUUCACCUCAGAUAGCAUGGCAAGCACUGAGAAAAAGAUCCUAACCUACCACCGCAUCGUGGAGGCCUUUCGCUUUGCUUAUGCAAAAAGGACCUUGCUUGGAGAUCCAGCGUUCCUCAAUAUUACAGACCUCAUCCAGAAUAUGACUUCAAGGUCCUAUGCUGAUGACCUCCGUGAAAAGAUUACAGAUGAUACCACACAUCACAUGAAGUACUACGAGCCAGAGUUUUACCUGCCUGAGAACCACGGGACUGCACACCUCUCUGUAGUAGCAGAGGACGGAAGCGCUGUGGCGGCCACCAGCACCAUUAACCAAUAUUUGGGCUCCAAAGUCAUGUCAAGAUCAACAGGGAUCCUCCUCAACAAUGAGAUGGACGACUUCAGCUCCCCGCUCAUCACAAACGGCUUUGGAGUGCCUCCUUCACCAAAUAACUUCAUCAGGCCAGGGAAACGGCCAAUGUCUUCUAUGUGUCCAACCAUCCUCUUUGACAAAAGCAACAAAGUUAAGAUGGUGGUCGGAGGCUCAGGAGGAACAAAAAUCACUACCUCUAUUGCUCAGGUGAUUCUGAACGCACUGUUCUUCAACUACGAUUUGAAGAAAGCUGUAUCGGAUCCAAGGGUCCACAACCAGCUGAGUCCCAACACCACUAUAGCUGAGCCUGACUUUGACGAAAACAUCUUGGCUGGUUUGGCAAAGAAGAACCACGAGACAGAGCUCCUCAAAUCGACAGGAGCUGUGGUACAGGCGGUGGUUCGUUAUGAGGACGGACUCCGUGCUCAGUCAGAUCCUCGUAAGUGGGCGUACGCUGCAGGGUACUGAGGUCAUAAACACACCCCUCAAUACGCAGAGGGACUGUAGCUGUGUGAACCUUGACACCAGUGAGACGAGUUGAGAGAUUAGAGACUUAAUAAAGGACCAGGAGCCAUCGUCAGCUGUCUUGUGCACCAAUUAUUCUCUCAUUACGUUCGGACAAUGUUCAUGUAACUCAGAUGACAGAGCAUCGACUUAGUGCCUGAAAAUUAAUUCUGAAUACUUAUGGCUGCUGUAUUUAUACGUCACCUCAUCAUUUCAUGUAAUUAAGAAAUGCACAAGUUUUUUUUUUUUAGAAGAUAGCUUUACUAUCAUUCAGGUACCUGUAAAUGUUGAAAUCAUUAUUUUCACUGAAGAAACUCACACUGUGUCAGUCAUAAAAGUGUACAAUUCUUACCUAUU
This is a messenger RNA of Thunnus maccoyii (southern bluefin tuna), 2112 nucleotides long. It is a transcript of the gene ggt1b, whose product is annotated as gamma-glutamyltransferase 1b. The record is from RefSeq and is a predicted model, not a curated record. Gene Ontology annotation, biological process: peptide modification; regulation of inflammatory response; glutathione catabolic process. Gene Ontology annotation, cellular component: plasma membrane. The transcript has 12 exons. Bases 1 to 1719 code for a protein of 572 amino acids. NCBI's taxonomy places the organism in Eukaryota, Metazoa, Chordata, Actinopteri, Scombriformes, Scombridae. Gene Ontology annotation, molecular function: glutathione gamma-glutamate hydrolase.